Drosophila elegans is the source of this 2520-nucleotide messenger RNA. RefSeq lists its product as uncharacterized. Lineage: Eukaryota; Metazoa; Arthropoda; Insecta; Diptera; Drosophilidae. The record is from RefSeq and is a predicted model, not a curated record. The coding region runs from base 329 to 2200 and encodes 623 amino acids. The transcript is spliced from 4 exons.
CGAAGACGUCUUCUGCAGCUCGGCCACUCUUGCCCACCAGGAGGAAUUCAAUCAAAAAACCAUAAAAAUUCGUAAUUCUCACCUACGGUCCGCGUUAUCUUACCCCUCAACUUCCGGUUUUCCCCGUUUUCCCAAUUUCCCGAGGCCUCCGUCCGGUCCUAUCCAGAAAAGCCCCAUUGAGAAGCCUUCAGCGCCGGAAAAGGAAAAGAAUCCCAGCCAAUGAAAUCCCACAAGUGAAUCGCGUCAAAAUCCGAAAGUCGCGUGCGUGAUUCGUUCGAUUUCGUUCAAUAUCGGUCGUUAUAUAGCCGCCAUAUAAUCAGGGGACACGAUGAGCGGAAGGUACAAGGAGUACGCCAAGUUCAAGUACUAUAUGGAGAAGUGCUACGUGCUGCCGCUGGAGCUGAAAAAUGACAUUAUCUACUGCCAGCGUGCGAUGCGCGACUUCCUCAAGGUCCACGGGUUGGUCUCGGACGUCUUCAAGGAGCAGGCGGAUGCGGAUCCCGUGCAGAUGCGUCGCAUCUUGGACGAACUGGAGGAGGAGGUGUACGAGAUCAAUGCCGAACAGCAGUUCCUGCUGCUGCGCCUGAACGACGACCUGGAGGGAUUCUACAAGAAGCUGAAGGAGAACAACAUCGCCUGCCUGCCGGAAUUGGCCAACGAGUUCGUCUCCGGCCAGAUAGUGCCUUUGAUCUCGGACCCCAGCUAUAAGAUCAGUCCACAGUCGGUGAUGAACCGGGACAACGAGGAGAUGCUCAUCCGCAAGCACUUCCUGUUGAGCCAGGACGAUGAGGCGGGUGUGCCGCCGCUGAAGCUCAGCGACCUGGACGAGAACAUACCGCUGAUGCUGGCACCGCCAAUUCGCGGUCUGGGCCAGCAGAUCGCAGCCGUUCAUCCGCAUGUCAACUGGCCCAAAGCCGAGGCUCUGCCGGUGCAGGUGCAGCUGCAGGUGCCGUUGCCGGUGCCAAAGCCGGUAACAGCGCCGCCGCCCCGACUCAAAUCCCACACGGAGAUGAUGAGACGGUCGCUGAAUGUGAUGCCGCUCAAGCGAAAGACUAUCACCUGCACUUCACCGCCUCCUCUGGCGCCCAUUACCCAAACAGUGGUGGUUUCUGCGGCAUCGGCAGUACCCACACCAUCGCCAAAACCUGAAAAUCCCCCCCUGGACUUCGAGGUGGUGGCCCAGAGCAGGAAGAACCUGCACCAGGCCUUGAAGCGGGCCCGGAAAACGAAGCAGCAGCCCCGUUUGUGCGACGAGGAGGAGGUCUUGGAGCUCACCAGUCUGGAAACUAGUCGAAAGAACAAAACCAAGUCACCGCCACCGCUGGAGAUGUCAAAUACUGCCGCUAACCAGACAUCCAAUGGCACUGCCUUGGUUAAGAAGUCCAGCGCACCACAUAUUCCGCUGCAGGGGACGUCGAAGAACGCCAAUAAGACCAGGAACACUCGCAGAAAAUCGGCGCCAACACCAUCAUCGAAUUCACAGCAACAGGCACAGACACAGGCACAGCCGCAGCCAGCGGGCUCGCCAUCCGGCAGCUCAGAUGAUUCCAGUGCGGAACUGCAGCAGGAGCAGCAACGGCUCUUCGCGUCCGCAGCCCAGUGGCGCGAUGAGCCGCGCGAGAGCCGCAUCCUGCCGACGGAGUACGGCCAGGAGACGUUCCUCGGCCUGUUUGGCCUGUACACGCCCGAAGUGCUCAAGAAGCUCAAUCAGCGCCACUCGAAGCGCAAGCGGCGCACCGUUCAGAAUGCCAGCGGUGUGGACUUUCACUAUGGCCAGCAGUUGAACGCCAUGGACACGCUCGUCCUGGGCGUUCGCGGCCACAAGAAGGCCAAGGACAAGCUCGAAUUCCUGCUGUCGCCGAAGGAGAAGCGUCUGCAGGCCAACUCGAAGAGGGCGUACACACGCAAGAGCAAAUCGCCGGACAAGAUUUCGGACAAGAUCGCUGUAGGAGGAGGUCCGGUCGUAGAGUCACUCUGUCAGCAUGGCGAGGGCGGCGCCUCCAAGUGCCGAAAGUGCCGCGAGUGCAGGGAAUGCAAACGGAAAGUGGAGCGCGAAGCGAUUUACUGCCAUUUUUGCAGUGGCUUUUACCACAUGGACUGCCACGAGACCACCAAGAAUCGCCAGCAAAUGCAACUCCAGAAUUCCCGCUGUCCGCCGUGUUUGCGCGAGCAAAUGGACAAAAUGCGAGAUGCCAAGUGAAUGGUAGACCGCAUGUGUCAUAUUUUUUUUCUGGUUUCCAAAAGGAAGCCACAAGUUGUUGGAUAAUUUAGUUGGCUCCGCCGUCCAAUGGACAUGGGCAUUUAUUAAACGUCUCCUCUUCGUUCCCUCUGAAGCUCCACCGUUGUCGGUCGACCUUAAAACCCAAUUUUUGUAUUUUUUUUUUUUUGGAGCAAGGGCGAAGAAUAACAUUGAUUUGAAUUUUUUUCUUCCUAAAGUUUUACAUUAAAAAAAAAGUGUCUUAGUUAAGUUUUGUAUGUAAAUGUGCAUACGCAAGUGAUUAAAAUAUAUAUAUAUAUUAA